AUGGUGUUUGUUUCCUCAAUGUGUCUGGCUGAGGCAUAUACCGGCAACCUCACCGCUGCGGAAGCCCAUCUAAAGGGCUUGUUCGAGCUGAUAGACGCCCAGGAACCAAGUUAUAGUGCCAAGGUGGAAGAUGACGAGUACGACGCCAGAGAUUACGAAAGCCUUGAUCGUUGUGUCAAAAACACCCACAAUUUCUCUGCUGCAGUAGUAGCUAGUCUCCCUGACACCCGCCUCAGCAUCCUGCGCCAGUAUGGCUUUCCGAUCGAGGUGGGCAGUAGACUGGGCGAGGGCUUCAGUGUCGUUACCUUCCUGCCUUACUUCUCCACCUGGGCCGGCCGCCGCAUCGUCAACCCAACCAUUUCCAUCAACGCACUGCGCGAGAUGACCAAGUUUAUGGCUCCUCGGCUGCCUCUUCCCUACCACCCCAUCAUCGAGGGCGUUGAGGUGCGCUUAUACAUGGAGAUGACGAGACAGAUACCAUUACCGGCCGACGGAACGGAGAACCUCCUUGAUAUCGACCGGGACGCGGGAUACGUACCUCGGCGCAGCGCUUUCGUGAUUGCGUGCAGCUUCUACUUUUGCACGCUCAUUGGCGAAUGGCAUGUGGAGAGGAUGCGCGUCAGCCCUUGUUGGCAUCAUCUGUUUGACAUGCUCAAGAGAGACGUCGACCAGACAAGGGGUGCACUGCAAAUAAAGGGACUAAGACGCGACUUUUGGCUCUGGAAGGUCCUCGUAGGCGCUAUAGGUAUCGUUACGAUGGACAGGCAGAGCAGUCGGAGGACAUUUGACAACGGUGCGAGUCAUGACGACGAUUCAUUGCUGAACCUGAAGGUAUGGUUCUUCGAUCGCCUGCGCGCAUGGAGUCGCGCGAGCGGAAUUACGGAUUGGUCAAGGGCUAGUCAAGCGUUAUCCAAUGUUGUGUGGACGGACAAGUUCUGCUACGGAGCCUCGCCCGAGGCAGUGUUUCUCGAGGCACUGAGGUACGAUGACAUUCCCUGA
Phaeoacremonium minimum UCRPA7 is the source of this 999-nucleotide messenger RNA. RefSeq lists its product as hypothetical. The transcript is spliced from 3 exons. NCBI's taxonomy places the organism in Eukaryota, Fungi, Ascomycota, Sordariomycetes, Togniniales, Togniniaceae. Bases 1 to 999 code for a protein of 332 amino acids. The record is from RefSeq and is a predicted model, not a curated record.